GGGAGUGGUUGUUAAGUGAAAAGUGAAUUUCCGUCCGAAUGAAGCUAGCAACCAGAAUGGAUGGAGUGUGGAAGCGAUUUAUGGCCAUGUUGUCGCUUCCGGAUUUACUAGUCUUGGGUUGCUUGUGGGCCAGUGGUUUCUCCUUGGGAUAUUACACAAAGUCUGCCUAUGUGUACGAUAACCUUUGGCCCCAUUGGUACGCCUUGGUGGGUGGCAUCGUAUCCUUAGCUCUGGCCUUGGGUUGGACCCUCAGGAAGCAUAAGAAACAGCAGUACAGCUACGAUCAUUACUAUAUCAUAUUCUAUGGAUUGCUCUGCUCGCUGAUGGGAAGUUGCUUCAUGCUCACCAAACAACUAGGUGUUAGCUACUACUUCAGCUUUGUGGGAUUGAGUGUCCAGUAUUUGGCAGGAUUCAGCUAUGUGAGUCUGCGAUGCGAUGCAACCGGCUCGAGGCCCUCAAGGAUUGCGUUGGCGAACUCUCUAUAUGCGGGUGGAAUGUCCACGGGAUUUUUGAUAUUCAACGAGAUGGAACCACAACGUUGCGGAUUGAUUGCCUUGGGGAUAAACCUGCUGCUACUUUGCCUGGUCUGUCUCAAUGAGCUACUGCAUCACACGGGCUGUAUUAAUUACAAAGAAUCACGGGAUUUGGUGUUUAAUCUACUUAACGAGGAGCGGAUGGUCUUUCUGCCGCGUCAAGCCAUUCUGGCCCAGUUUGUGGGAAGGACGGACUACACCCUGAAGGAUAGCAGGCAGUGGUUGGUCUUGCUCCUAGGCGGAUCGUUGGUAUAUCUCCAGAAGAGUUGCCUGCUUUACUCGCCCACCUACAUGCAGUUGAUGUGGAGCUCCACGGUGGGAUAUCUCCAGAGAACUCAACUCUUUGUACCCUUUGUACUGUACGCCGGCGGUACGAGCUUAGCAGCCCUGCUCCUGAUGCGAUAUAGCCCCAAGUUGGUGUACCUACUCUUUGGAUUCAUUCAGAUGACUUUGAUAGUGGCCCUGCUGUGCAUCUACAGUGAGGAGCAAUCGGAGCAUUGUUUCCUGUUCCUGUGCCUCAUAUACAUCACCAUGGGAGUGCUGUCAAGUCAGGGAAUACACUGGCUACUCGAGUGCUCACCCUUCCUCUACACAGAGCUGGCCUUGGCUGCAGGAUUCAUACUGCAGUUGGUCGUCCUGGAGAGUUGCAAGUAUGAAUCGUAUGCCACGGACAUUUGGUUAGCCCUGCUUGUAGGCAGUAUUGUUGCAUUGGUUCUCACCUCCCUGGCCAUUGCGGUGGUGCAGUGGCUCCAGCCAGAGUCCACCAGCUUGGUUGAUGUUAGGAACCGCCUGCUGGGCAUCCGGCGACAGCCGCAAUCACCAGAACAGGCACAGUUCUGGCACACCAACCAGUUUCUGGCCCACAACAAGCCCGCCCAUCAGCUGCAAUCCGUUCAGCUGGACAGGAGCCGGGUAUUCCAGCAGUAUCCGAUCAGUGGCAGUGACAUCAUCACCGACAAUCCCAAGGCCGACCCUAAGUUUUGAUAAU
This is a messenger RNA of Drosophila serrata, 1521 nucleotides long. RefSeq lists its product as uncharacterized. The record is from RefSeq and is a predicted model, not a curated record. NCBI's taxonomy places the organism in Eukaryota, Metazoa, Arthropoda, Insecta, Diptera, Drosophilidae.